AUGCCUCCAAAAUCAAAAGCCAAAGCUGCAAAACCCUCAGCAGCGCCUGCAACGAAACAAAUACCCAUUGCCCGUCCAGAUUGGCCAGCCCUCACACCCAUAUCUCCAGCCUCCGAUCUUACCUGCUCGACUUUGUUACCCGCUCAAAUCUUGACAAUACCACGCCUCUUCACCUCAUAUCUGAGUGCAAAAUACGUCUCUUUCCUACGCUCUCUACCACUCACAACAACCNCCGGACGCCCAAAACGCGGCGAUGCCGUCCGCGUUAAUGAUCGCUACCAAAUCGACGAUCCAGACUUUGCACGCCAUCUCUGGGAACAAACUGCACUCAAAGAUUUGAUCACUGCAGGAGAAGUUGAUGGAGAAUUACUCGGCGACAAGCAACGUCAAGAUCUCUUCGGCGGCGAGAUCUUGGGCUUGAAUCCGAAUAUCAGAAUCUAUCGAUACUCAGAAGGCCAAUUUUUUGAUCAGCACUAUGACGACUCUAACAACUUGAUGUUUGUCAAAGAGGAUGGCAGUAAUGUUGCAGCAAAGACGACUUGGACACUGUUGCUAUACUUGACGACUUGUGGUGGCGGCGAGACGGUGUUUUAUCCUGAUCCGCCGUCUAGAAAGGCAGCUCCACCACCACCUGUAGAGGCGAGCCCAGAAGUCGGUCUCGCAUUGUUGCAUCGCCACGGCAAAGAAUGCAUGGUCCAUGAAGGACGUGAAGUAACCCAGGGUGAGAAAUGGGUCAUCAGAAGCGACUUGUGCGUCAAGCGAUGA
This is a messenger RNA of Aureobasidium vineae, 765 nucleotides long. NCBI's taxonomy places the organism in Eukaryota, Fungi, Ascomycota, Dothideomycetes, Dothideales, Saccotheciaceae. The record is from the annotation of a GenBank genome assembly.